UAUAAUCCAUCUAUUUUAUCUAGCAACAUUCUCUAAACGCGAAGCAACCAGCUAAUGGGCUCAGAUAAACCUGGGUCCGCGUCAUCACAGCAAUACGGUUGUGUAGGUGCAGAUAAGAAGAAGCUGGAAAUGGAAUUGCCAAAUCAUGCCAAACAAUUGCUGCUGCAGCUAAACCAACAAAGAGCCAAAGGUUAUCUGUGUGAUGUGAUCAUAGUUGUAGAAAAUGCCCUCUUCCGGGCCCACAAGAACAUCUUGGCAGCCAGCAGCAUCUACUUCAAGUCCCUGAUCCUCCAUGAUAACUUGAUAAAUCUGGACACAGACAUGGUCAACCCGUCUGUGUUUCGGCAGGUAUUAGACUUCAUUUACACCGGCAAGCUUUUGACCUCAGACCAGGUCAAUGACCACAAUUUCAGUGCCCUCCUAACGGCAGCAAGCUACCUCCAACUCCACGACCUGGCUGCCCUGUGUAGGAAGAAGCUGAAGCGCACUGGACGGUCCCUUCUCAACAAGCCGACCACACCCACCAACGGACGAACCUCCCGCAACCAAAGGCUGUCCUCCACCCCCGUCACUCAGAUGCAAAUGUCAGGGUUAAAAGACAGUGAAAAGCCCAAGCGGCAGCACGACGAAGAGUUGUCCGAGGAUGAGAUGUUCAUCGGGGCCACGGCCAACUCCCUCAGCCCUUCCACCAGUAAGAACGGAAGCAACGGCACCAUGACCAACAACAAUAUCAGCAGCAACAACAACAUCGUGGGCAUCCAGGAGCUGGGCCUGGACCUCUCCAAGAAAAGCCCGUCUGGGAGCACGGCCACGGAAGAAGUUAGCCCCAGCAGCAUCCCCCAAGAAUCACCUCAAUCUGCCUCAGAAUCCACAGCCAACAGUGCCUCGUUUGAAGAGAACACCACCAACCCUCAGAGCCUGGUCGGUGGAGAGCCCAUGGACCUUGGAGACGGCGGAGGAGAAGGCGAGGAAGGCCAGCCGCCCGCCGACGUGGACCAACACAGCAAGGUCCCCUCACGCUCCGCAGCCCGGAGCCGACAGCGGGUCAGAGGCGAAGCCAACAAGGCCGACGACUCGGAGCGAGCCGCCCUCCCCAACGGCGUGGCCAAGCGGCUGAACAACAACAUCGGCCCGGACGGCUCCUACCAGUGCAAGGAGGACGAAGAGGGCAUGGAGAACGGCCAGAGCGAGGAGAGCGGCAACAGCGAGGGCGAGAGCGGCGGCCGCAACAGCACCAACUACGUCUACCGGCAGGAGGGCUUUGAGCCGGCCCUCGGCGACAACCUGUACGUGUGCAUCCCCUGCGGCAAGGGCUUCCCCAGCUCGGAGGAGCUCAACGCCCACGUGGAGACGCACACCGAGGAGGAGCUGUACAUCAAAGAGGAGGAGGAGGAGGACUCCUACCAGAAGGAGGAGGAGGCCGAGGCCGAGGACCUGUCGUCCCAGGCGGCGCUGGCCGUCAGCGGGGAGGCCCGCCGCUUCAGCUGCUCGGUGUGCAGCCGGAGCUACAAGGAUCCGGCCACGCUCCGGCAGCACGAGAAGACCCACUGGCUCACCCGCCCCUUCCCCUGCAACAUCUGCGGCAAGAUGUUCACGCAGCGCGGCACCAUGACGCGUCACAUGCGCAGCCACCUGGGCCUCAAGCCGUUCGCCUGCGAGGAGUGCGGCAUGCGCUUCACCCGCCAGUACCGGCUGACGGAGCACAUGCGCGUGCACUCGGGCGAGAAGCCAUACGAAUGUCAGCUGUGCGGUGGCAAGUUCACGCAGCAGCGCAACCUCAUCAGUCACCUCCGAAUGCACACCUCCCCGUCAUAAGCCAAAGACUGCCAGCCCAGGAAAACCCUCUUACCUACAACAAUAAGCGCGUCUCGCGUCAAAAAAAGAGAAAAGCGCACACUCUUACUUCAAAAGUAGGUAUCAAGUUAGUUUUGUCUGGAGCGAGAGAGAGGAUGGGUGAGUUUUCUCCUGCCUUCCAAUUUGGGAGAAGUGGUCAAUAUUAAAGUUCCAACCAUGGAAAAACCAUCAUGAUCUCCUCAAAGAAA
Molecule: messenger RNA, 2042 nt
Organism: Alosa alosa (allis shad)
Lineage: Eukaryota; Metazoa; Chordata; Actinopteri; Clupeiformes; Clupeidae
Gene: hic2
Product: hypermethylated in cancer 2
Exons: 2
Coding region: 55-1815 (586 amino acids)
Biological process (GO): regulation of transcription by RNA polymerase II
Cellular component (GO): nucleus
Molecular function (GO): RNA polymerase II cis-regulatory region sequence-specific DNA binding; DNA-binding transcription factor activity, RNA polymerase II-specific; protein binding
Source: RefSeq, a predicted model, not a curated record